GUUUAAAACUUGGGGAAUAAACAGGCGAGAGACGCAGAAAAUCAGCAAAGCCCUCGUUAGGGUUUAACCGCCAAUCCAUAUUGAUUCAUGCUAGAUUCAGUAAAAUUCAAUCUCAAGUCAUAUCAUAAAUUACAGCAUUUCUACAGCUUUUGAUUUCCUCACAGAAUCCGUGGUAAGUUAUGGAACAUGGCACUGGGGAAAGAGAGGGAUUGACGCUUGUCGCAAGAAAACCUUGUUUCGGGCUGCCCACCGCUUGUCCUAAUUGUCUACCAGUCUACAUUUACCUUAGAUUUUCCAAGAUCCCGUUUAAUUUGGAAUUCAAUCUCAUUCACCCUGAUUCUGAUCAAAUACCCUUUGUUGAAUCUGGUGAUCGUGUGGCCUACAAUAAUGAAAAAGGUGGCGUGAUUCAGAAUUUGAAGGAAGAUGGCAUUGUUGAUUUGGACUCCGGGGUCAGUGGUUUACCUGAAUGGGUAUCAACGAAGGCAAUGAUCGAGUCGUGGCUUGCCGAUGCAGUCAUGUAUGAACUCUGGCUAGGCUCUGAUGGUAAGUCAGCUCACAAGAUUUAUUACUCCGAUCUCCCUUGGCCGAUAGGGAAAAUUUUGUACUUUAAGCAAGUUCACGCUGUGAAACAACUAUUUGGGAUAACAUCAGACAAUGCAGAGAAUAGAGAAGAAGAGAUAUACAGUAGAGCAAGCUUGGCUUAUGAUGCUUUAUCAUCUAGGUUAGGGGAAGAGUCCUUUUUCUUUGAAAACAGGCCGACAAGUUUGGAUGCAGUUUUUCUUGGGCACGUUCUGUUUACCCUUCAUGCCUUACCGGAAACAUCGGUUCUAAGAAGCAAGCUCUUGGGUCAUGCUAAUCUUGUAAAGUAUGCCGAGAACCUUAAAAUGGAGUAUAUAGAUGCCAGCUCAUCAUCUUCAUCAGCUCCACAGUCGGACCCUUCUUCAUCAGCUGCAAGAAACGGCCCCUCGUACUGGCGUUCAAAGCCGAAGAGUAAACCUAAGAAGGAGAAGAGUGAAGAAGAGAAGAAGUUCAGGAGAAGAGCUAAGUACUUUCUGGCUACUCAACUUGUUGCUGUUUUAGUUUUCCUCUCUCUCCUAGGUGGGUCCGACGAUGCUGACGUGGAUCUUGGAGACGAUGACGACGUUAUGGGGUUUGACUAGGAAUUUUACCCUGCCAGCUAGAUUAUUUUUCAUCCUUUUCUACUUUCACUGCCUUGAGUUUGCAAAAUCUGCAUAUAUACAUACAAUUCCUUGAUUGGUUCUUUAACUAUUUCUGUCAUUUUUGGACCAAUAGGGGUAAGUUCAUCUCUUUCUCUCUCACACACAAACACACAUUCUUGGCAAUAAAUGCACACUUUGCAAAGAGUGAUUAAUUGAUAAUUACUGAUAAUUAAUUGCUUUCAGUGUGGAGCUGAUGAUUACUUGCAGUGACUUUUUUUAUAUAAGUAGUCGAAUAAUUCCGUCGACAUUUAUUUUU
Messenger RNA from Erythranthe guttata (spotted monkey flower), 1476 nucleotides. Its product is annotated as metaxin-like protein. Gene Ontology annotation, cellular component: mitochondrial outer membrane; SAM complex; cytoplasm. Gene Ontology annotation, biological process: mitochondrion organization. The record is from RefSeq and is a predicted model, not a curated record. Lineage: Eukaryota; Viridiplantae; Streptophyta; Magnoliopsida; Lamiales; Phrymaceae.